This is a messenger RNA of Mucor velutinosus, 471 nucleotides long. RefSeq lists its product as uncharacterized. The transcript is spliced from 2 exons. Bases 1 to 471 code for a protein of 156 amino acids. Gene Ontology annotation, cellular component: cytoplasm; ribosome; nucleus. Gene Ontology annotation, molecular function: protein tag activity; structural constituent of ribosome; ubiquitin protein ligase binding. Gene Ontology annotation, biological process: modification-dependent protein catabolic process; translation; protein ubiquitination. The record is from RefSeq and is a predicted model, not a curated record. NCBI's taxonomy places the organism in Eukaryota, Fungi, Mucoromycota, Mucoromycetes, Mucorales, Mucoraceae.
AUGCAACUCUUUGUCAAGUCCCUUGCAGGUAACACCCUCGCUCUCGAGGUCACUUCCUCCACCUCUGUUGAGAAUGUCAAGUCCAUGAUUGCUGCCCGUGAAGGUAUUGACGCUGAUUUCCAAUGUCUUUCUUUCGCUGGUAAGUCUCUCCAAGACUCUGAGGCUCUUGCUCUCUACGGUGUCCAAGACAACUCUACUCUCCACCUCAACGCUGAGCUCCUCGGUGGUGGUAAGAAGAGAAAGAAGAAGACCUACACUACCCCCAAGAAGAUCAAGCACAAGCGCACCAAGGUCAAGAUGGCCAUCCUCAAGAUGUACAAGGUCGAUGAGUCUGGUAAGAUCACCCGUCUCCGUCGUGAGUGUCCUAAUGCCACUUGUGGUGCUGGUGUCUUUAUGGCCAAGCACAAGGACAGACAAUACUGUGGCAAGUGUCACUUGACCUAUGUCUUCCAAAAGGACCAAGAGGCUUAA